This is a messenger RNA of Acomys russatus (golden spiny mouse), 2531 nucleotides long. RefSeq names its product regulatory factor X2 (gene Rfx2). The record is from RefSeq and is a predicted model, not a curated record. Gene Ontology annotation, biological process: regulation of transcription by RNA polymerase II. Gene Ontology annotation, molecular function: DNA-binding transcription factor activity, RNA polymerase II-specific; RNA polymerase II cis-regulatory region sequence-specific DNA binding. Bases 163 to 2316 code for a protein of 717 amino acids. Gene Ontology annotation, cellular component: nucleus. NCBI's taxonomy places the organism in Eukaryota, Metazoa, Chordata, Mammalia, Rodentia, Muridae. The transcript has 18 exons.
GGCGGGCGGCGGGAGCCGGAGGAGGAGCGGCCGGCGCUGCCACCGCCGCCGCCAUAGAGACAGUAGCCGUGGAGACUGUUACUUACCAACGCGGAGCGACACGCAGCGGCCGUCGCAGCAGGAGCCGCUACCCGAACUCCCCGCCGAACUCCAGGUCCGAGCAUGCAGAACUCCGAGGGCGGAGCAGACUCACCAGCGUCCGUGGCUCUGCGCCCUGCAGCCCAGCCUGUGCCGGCCUCCCCGCAGAGAGUGCUGGUCCAAGCCGCGGGCUCCACUCCUAAGGGUGCCCCAAUGCAGCCACUCACCCUCCCCAGGGUCCAGCCAGUGCCACCACAGGUGCAGCACGUAUACCCAGCGCAGGUGCAGUACGUGGAGGGUGGGGACGCAGUCUACGCCAACGGAGCCAUCCGAGCUGCCUACGCCUACAACCCGGACCCUCAGCUCUAUGCCCCCAGCAGUGCAGCGUCUUACUUUGAGACUCCAGGUGGCGCUCAGGUGACAGUGGCAGCCUCGUCCCCACCUGCAGUCCCAUCCCACGGCAUGGUGGGCAUCACCAUGGAUGUCGCAGGGACCCCCAUCGUGUCUGGCACGGGAGCCUACCUCAUCCAUGGGGGCAUGGACGGCACGAGACACUCCCUGGCCCACACUGCCCGCUCCUCUCCUGCCACGCUUGAAAUGGCGAUUGAGACUCUCCAAAAAAGCGAAGGCCUCGCCCCCCACAAAGGCGGCCUGCUCAACAGCCAUCUCCAGUGGCUUCUGGAUAAUUACGAGACAGCGGAGGGAGUGAGCCUGCCCCGCAGCUCCCUGUACAACCACUACCUGCGCCACUGCCAGGAGCACAAGCUGGAGCCUGUCAAUGCCGCAUCCUUCGGCAAGCUCAUCCGCUCUGUGUUCAUGGGCCUGCGCACGAGGCGUCUGGGGACCAGGGGCAACUCAAAGUACCAUUACUAUGGGAUCCGCCUGAAGCCAGACUCCCCGCUGAACCGAUUGCAGGAAGACACACAAUACAUGGCUAUGAGGCAGCAGCCCACACACCAGAAGCCUAGGUACCGGCCAGCCCAGAAGUCAGACAGCCUUGGGGAUGGUGGAGCUCACGGCAACAUGCAUGGCACACCCGAGCAGGCCGUGGGCGCUCAGGGUCAGCAUCAUCAGCAGUACAUAGAUGUGUCCCACGUCUUCCCAGAGUUCCCGGCACCUGAUCUAGGCAGCACGCUACUACAAGAGAGUGUCACCCCCCACGACGUGAAGGCCCUGCAGCUGGUGUAUCGCAGGCACUGUGAGGCCACCUUAGAUGUCGUCAUGAACCUCCAGUUUCAGUACAUCGAGAAGCUGUGGUUGUCCUUCUGGAACUGCAAGGCCACCUCCAGCGAUGGCCGCGCCUCGCUGCCUACCAGCGAUGAGGAGCCAGAAGUCACCGUCCUGCCCAAGGACAAGCUCAUCUCUCUGUGUAAAUGUGAGUCUAUCCUGCAGUGGAUGCGCAGCUGUGACCACAUCCUGUACCAGGCGCUGGUGGAGACUCUUAUCCCAGAUGUGCUACGGCCAGUCCCCAGUUCCCUGACCCAGGCCAUCAGGAACUUCGCCAAGAGCUUAGAGGGCUGGCUCAUCAAUGCCAUGAGUGGCUUUCCUCAGCAGGUCAUCCAGACCAAGGUGGGUGUUGUGAGCGCCUUCGCACAGACGCUGCGGCGCUACACGUCCCUCAACCACCUGGCACAGGCAGCACGUGCAGUGCUGCAGAACACGUCACAGAUCAACCAGAUGCUGAGCGACCUCAACCGUGUGGACUUCGCCAAUGUGCAGGAGCAGGCCUCGUGGGUGUGCCAGUGCGAGGAGAGCCUGGUGCAGCGGCUGGAGCAUGACUUCAAGGUCACCCUGCAGCAGCAGAGUUCGCUGGAUCAGUGGGCCAGCUGGCUGGACAACGUGGUCACCCAGGUGCUGAAGCAGCAUGCAGGCAGCCCCAGCUUCCCCAAGGCUGCCCGCCAGUUCCUACUCAAAUGGUCCUUCUAUAGCUCCAUGGUGAUCCGUGACCUGACCCUGCGCAGUGCCGCCAGCUUCGGCUCUUUCCACCUCAUCCGCCUGCUGUACGACGAGUACAUGUUCUACCUGGUGGAGCACCGUGUGGCCCAGGCCACCGGCGAGACACCCAUCGCUGUCAUGGGCGAGUUUAAUGAUCUGGCCUCCCUGUCGCUGACCUUGCUGGACAAAGAGGACAUUGUGGACGGACACAGCAGUGAAGCAGAUGUGGAUGGCCGCAGCCUGGGCGAGCCCCUGGUGAAGCGGGAACGGAGUGACCCCAGCCACCCACUCCAGGGCAUCUAGCCCCUUCACUGGGCGCCUUCCAUGCGCUUCCGGAAGGCGUCACCUGGCUCUCUAGGGACCUGGCCACUCAGCUCUAUCACAUUAGUGCCUCUUAGAUGAUGUCAUGUUUACUGCGCCCCAGGGUGCUCUACUCCCAAGGUGCCAGAGACUUGAGGGGAACGAAGAUGGCCGCUCAAGCUGCCCACUCUGCUGAGGUGCCCCUGACCCUGGGAUGU